Messenger RNA from Cottoperca gobio, 2263 nucleotides. Its product is annotated as dimethylaniline monooxygenase [N-oxide-forming] 5-like. NCBI's taxonomy places the organism in Eukaryota, Metazoa, Chordata, Actinopteri, Perciformes, Bovichtidae. Gene Ontology annotation, molecular function: flavin adenine dinucleotide binding; N,N-dimethylaniline monooxygenase activity; NADP binding. The transcript is spliced from 11 exons. The record is from RefSeq and is a predicted model, not a curated record. The coding region runs from base 127 to 1788 and encodes 553 amino acids.
ACUGAUACCCCCCUCCUUCCCCCCACUGGAUUUUGGUCGACAACAUCAUUUGGAAGUGGGAAGGAUUAGAGAAUACUAGAUUUAAAGACUGCAUCUUUAGUCACCGCCUCACUAUAAAGCGCCGUCAUGGUACACAGAGUAGCAGUGAUCGGGGCCGGACCCGCUGGUCUGACCAGCAUUAAGGCCUGUCUGGAGGAGGGCAUGGUGCCGACCUGCUUUGAAAGCAGCGAUGACAUGGGAGGACUGUGGAAGUUCAAAGAAGUGUCUGAGCCAAACAGGGCCAGCAUCUACCGUUCCCUCACUAUCAACAUCUCCAAGGAAAUGAUGUGCUACAGUGACUUCCCCAUUCCUGCUGAUUACCCCAACUACAUGCACCACUCUAAAAUCCUGCAAUACUUCAGAAUGUAUGCAGAACACUUUAAACUGCUGAGACACAUUCGCUUCCAGACCUCAGUGAAGAAUGUCAGUCAAAGAGCGGACUUUUCUCGCACUGGUCAGUGGGAAGUGGUGACAGAGAAUAAAAAUGGACAGGAGGAAAGGCAUGUCUUUGAUGCAGUAAUCUGCUGCUCUGGUCACUACACCUACCCUAACUUGCCGUUGAAAGACUUCCCAGGUAUUGAGACAUUUGAAGGAAAAUACUUCCACAGCUGGGACUACAAGGGGGCUGAAGACAUGUUUGGCAAAAGGGUGGUGGUCAUCGGCAUCGGUAAUUCAGGAGGUGACAUCGCUGUGGAGAGCAGCAGAGUGGCAAAGGAGGUGCAUCUGAGCACUCGUCGUGGUGCCUGGGUCAUACGUCAGGUUUCUGAAGAAGGCCUGCCAGUGGACAUGAAGUACAACACACGCUUUGUCCACAUCCUCUUCCAGCUGUUGCCUGUCAACCUUAUAAACUGGCUGGGUGAGAAGAAAGUCAACGCCAUGUAUGACCACACCAUGUAUGCCCUCAAACCCACACACAGACUCUUCUCUCAGAUCCCAGUGAUCAACGAUGAUCUGCCUUUUAAGAUUCUGUCUGGGUCGGUCAUUGUCAAACCAAAUGUGAAGGAGAUCCGUGGCUCCACCGUGGUGUAUGAUGAUGGCAGUGCUUUGGAAAACGUUGAUACGAUUGUGUUCGCCACAGGUUACAGCUAUGAUUUUCCUUACUUGCCGAGUAGUGCUAUGUACAAGUCCGGGCACCGCCUGGGUCUGUACAAGCACAUCUUUUCUCCCAACCUGGAGCAUCCCACUCUGGCUGUCGUGGGUUUCAUCCAUGCCCUCGGAGCGAUCAUGCCCCAGGCUGAAAUGCAGGCCCGCUUCGUCGCACGCGUCUUCAAAGGAAAUAAAAAGCUGCCCUCAAACCAGGCCAUGAUAAAGGCUAUUGAGAAUGACACCAAGGAUAUCAACAAAAACUACAAUGUGUCAAAGUUGACGCCUCUGCAAGUGGACUUUGUUUCCUACAUGGAUGAGAUGGCCGGAGAGAUCGGGGUGCGACCAAGUCUCCUCUGGCUCUUCUUCACAGACUACCCCAUGUUUAAGAAGGUUCUGUGGGGACCUGUCACAUCCUACCAGUACCGCUUGAUGGGACCAGGGAAAUGGGAGGGAGCUCGCAGAGCAAUCUUCACCCAGUUUGACCGCAUGUUCCAGCCCCUAAAAACUAGAAAGGUGGAGGAAAAAGAGGCCUCCAUCGCUGGCCCCCUGAUUAAGCUGAGCCUGACCGCCAUGGCUGGAGGAGCUGCUGCCUACUACGUCCAUGUGCGCAACCCGGCCGCCUUCCCCGCCCUGCUGUGCAAGCUCCGUCCACAAACAGUCUAAACAUGCUGCAUCAAACAAUGUAAAACAUGCAAACCAAAUACUAUAUUUGUUUCUAUAUGCCUUUAGAAAUAUGGGAAUGAUUAUUGGAGUCACUGUCACUGUAUCUAUAUAUUUAGUAGACUUAAAUGCUUAAGCUUUUUCCUUAAAAACAAAGUGAUGUUUAUGUGCAAUUAUUUUACAUCGACACAAUAUGGAAAUGUAACUGGUUCACAUCGUGUAUCAACACAAUUGUAAACAUAGAACAAAAAUGUUCACUGCUAAUGAUUGCUGUCAGCAUUUCCCUACAAUAACCAUUAUUUUCAGAAACCCAGCCAAUAUUGAAAAAUCCAUACUGACUUAAAGUAUAAGAAUGUUGUAUUUGUACUAUGUUGUUUAUCCUGUACACACGGCAUCUAUUGCACGUCUGUCCGUCCUGGGAGAGGGGUCCCUCCUCAGUUGCUGAGGUUUCUUCCAUUUUUCCCCCUUUAAUUAUGGG